Solanum tuberosum (potato) is the source of this 2304-nucleotide messenger RNA. RefSeq lists its product as uncharacterized. Gene Ontology annotation, cellular component: SNARE complex; endoplasmic reticulum. The record is from RefSeq and is a predicted model, not a curated record. The transcript has 7 exons. Lineage: Eukaryota; Viridiplantae; Streptophyta; Magnoliopsida; Solanales; Solanaceae. The coding region runs from base 1301 to 2131 and encodes 276 amino acids. Gene Ontology annotation, molecular function: SNAP receptor activity. Gene Ontology annotation, biological process: retrograde vesicle-mediated transport, Golgi to endoplasmic reticulum.
UCCUAUAGUAUUUAAUUAGUGCUUGGAUUUUAAUAGAUCUAUGUGUUACGAAUUGAAAUGCUUGCCUUUGAUUCUUCUGUGAUAUUUCUUCACGUAGUGUUCUUAUCACUGUUAAAUUUUGGAUUGAUAUUGAAUUGAGAUUUUAAGUGUAUUUGUUGUUAGACAAAGUAAAGGGAUUGUAGUAAGUAAUCUGAAACUAAAUAAAGUGUUUGAGCUCAGGUUCAUGGAAUUGAUCGUACCGUGGGUGUUGCUAAAUAUUGAAUUCGGGUUUCAAGUAAAAGGAGUUUUGGGUUGUUACGGAUGAUAGAUAGUGUUUGGGUUGGUAGGCAAUUCUAGGUCUGUUUAAUUGCAUGUGUCUUUACUUGCUUUCAAUAAAUUAAUGUACUUAUUUCCCGGGAAAAUACCCCGAAGAAUAUUUGUAAAGGAGGAAGGCUGUUCAUGGACAUGUAGCAUAGGAUACUAAGAUAGGUACUUUCAUUUCGGUUUGUAAUAAAUUUAGAUAUUGUUUUGAACCCAUUUUUGGUGCCCGUGAUUGCAUCUCUUUGAGUUUUUCCAAAUGAGUUACUAUUUGAGCCAAUACAAGCCAAAUAAAAGUCAACUAAAGCGACCGUGCUAAAACAACGAGACUCCAGGAGUGUCUCACACCUUCCUCUCGUUAAAUAGAAUUUCUUAACUAGAAUCUCUGUCAUUGACCAGUCUAUUUGAGUCAAACUUGUUUAAAAAGGGAUAUUUGUUUAUUAAAGUGACUUGGCACCCCAAAAUCCAAUGUGAAGUGGCGGCUCCGAUUUUAAAAAUGAAUCCCUUUUGAAACACAUUUUUUGUCACUUUCAAUCUAGAAAACCCUUUUGGAACUUAAAACGUAAAUCUAAUCUUUUAUGGUUAAAAAUGGGGUGUGACAGUGCUAUCUUAGUAGUUUUCAUGCUGCUUUAGAGAGAUGAAUAAAUUAACAUAUGUGACUAUAAUUAUUUCAAAAAGGGAUAUUUGUUUAUUAAAGUGACUAGUUCCUGAGUUGGUUAUAGUAUGCAUUCAAGUGGACCCUUUUGUUUGAUUGGAUCAUGGUGCAUUUAUUAUGUAGUGAAGUUGAUUACUCCAUUAAUCUGCUUCAAUUAUUAGUUUGUUUUGAAUUACAAAUAUUUUGAAUAUGUGAUUAUUAAGCAAUUGAAGUAGGAAAUAUGAACGUUUAAACUAGGACUAUGUACACUUCGUUAGUUCGUGGUCUUAAGAUGUGAAGAAUAUGCUAGAAGUGCAUGAUAGAGCUAGAUGGAAAUUCUAUAAUAAAGAAGAAACAUAAUCUGAUGUAAUGAGUAGAAAAUUUGCAUAUUGUUCUACAUUUUUUGCUAGAUUACAGACAGGUUUGGAAAGAUUUGAUUUUCUUGAUCAGCUAUUGACAGCAAGUUCCCUAGAGGGUGUCAUGGGGUUGAGCAAAACUGAAGUGAACUUGAAGAGGUUACUUGUAACUGCACCACAGCAGCAAAAUCAAGCAAAGCUUAUACAUUAUGUUGCCACUUUGCGGGAACUACUGGAGCAGUUGGCUGACGAGAGGAAUUCUGAUGGAUUACCAAGGGUUUCAAAAGCCAAGGUGAAUGAAUAUGCUGAGAACAUUGAAGCUGUUGCUGCCAAGUUAGCUGUGCCCAUGUCUGAUGUGCAUACACCCGAGGAACCUGUGGCUGAGACUUCCAGCAGUGGAACUCCUAAAGCAGAAGAAAGUGUGAAUUCUGCUUCUGAAGGAUUGAGAAGAAGAUUUGGGGUCCAUUCAAACAAUGAGGAGAGAUCUCGAGAUACCAUUGAUUCUGAUCAAUCAUCAGCUGCAGUCAAACUGGAUGAUGCUGCACGGACACAUAUUGAGAAGCACAGGAAACUUCAGGAGGAUUUGACUGAUGAAAUGGUUGUUUUGGCCCGGCAGCUCAAAGAGAGCAGUCUCAUGAUGAAUCAAUCCAUCAAAAAUACUGAGAAAAUACUCGAUUCAACUGAGAAAGCAGUUGAGCAUAGUCUGGCAAGUACAGGGCAUGCAACUUCCAGAGCUAUGGACGUCUAUUCUCGGAGUUUCAAGACUACAUGCUUCCAGUGGCUUUUGAUUUUUGUCAUGACAUUAGUCUUUGUCAUGGUUGUAUUACUUAUUCGAGUCACUUAGCACUUAGUAGCCAACCCCCUCUGUUACUGGAGAUAUAACACACAACUCUUGCCUUUUCCCCAAUCUGUGUAUAGUACCAGAACAUACCUCAUUAUUAGGGACAGGCAAAACCACCUGCAUUACUCUCCUUUAAUUUUAUUCAAGUUUUAACUCCAUAUGCUUUAUGUUGGAUA